AUGCCUGGAGGUCCUGAAAUUUGGGAGGUCAGUGAUGAUUCCUCCACAUCGGGAACUGACACGGAGAACGAUUCUCCUCCUGCUGUCGACAGAUCUCGCAGCAACUUCAAUGCACCUUCUGUGAGAACCCAAGAAGAUGCAUUUGUGAAAUUGAAAACAAAUCUCCGGAAACAUUUUGAUAAUCUAGGUAUUGGUACUUCAUUCUCCCACAAAGGUAUUCUCCCGAACGCACCCAAUCCAGGAAUUUCAAUUCACGGCUAUGGUACAAUUGGAUUCCCACUCACCGAGCAUGACUUUGAAAAAAUAAUGGCAGCAAGCGGUUCAGAAUCUGGCGAGUCCUUUGGAGAUAUACUUACUCCAUCCAAUGUAUAUACCAUUCCCGGCAACAAGAUAUCUACGCGAAAUCCCGCUUGGACAUCAGUGGUUCAAUCAAUACUAGAAAAAGUGAAGGUUGGGCUGGGAUUGGAGAAUAAGAGUGCUCAUGCAGAGCUGUGUGCUCUCGUGUAUCACUCACCUGGAAGUACCGCAGAGAUGAUUAACUCAGUUCGGAUGCCAUCUAGAGACAACUUUGGAAUGUUAGACAUAAUUCUACCAUCUGCUAGAGAGAGCGAAAAGUUCAUUCUUGAACACAAUGGGAAGAAAGUCCAAUUUCAGAAUAACGGAUGUUCAGAAUGGGACUGCUCAUUUCUUUCAUGGGUUUUCACAGAUGUAUCGGUGAAGAGUACACCAUUAUCCUCGGACCACCGCCUUAUCCUCAGGUAUGAUCUUCAGCAUACCCUACCAGGAGAGACUAGCUCUGCUACAGCUUUAGAAACUUCAUUAUCUAAUCUACAAAGCAUAUUGGAACCCUGGACAAGAGACAGCAUGUUAGUUCCAGAAAACAUAUUGGGAUAUGUGCUUUCGGAAGCCGACCAAUCUGAUAUUUCUCUCCAUAAGCUCCGCGGAAAGGAUCGUCUUCUCAAGGAAGUUUGCGUAAGGAGCAAUUUUGAGCUCUACUUGGCAACGUUGCAGAAAGAAGCCAGUGGCCCAACUGAACCGCCUGGACAUGACUAUUAUGGUUACGAUGAAAAAUACGACGAAAGUCACGUCAUGGAUGAAGUGGAGGAGGAAUCAUUACAUCUCACCAAGGUUGUAAAUCUCGAUGGUGAGGCGCUAUAUGCAGAUCUUGAACUUUUUGAUGAGAAAAACCUCAUCAAUGAUGACGACCCUCUUGACGGUGCCUGCACGGAUUCAGAGAACUACGAUGAUGAAUAUAUGACAAAAUAUUAUGGUGCUCCUAUAAUAGUCCUCAUACCUCGAGCUUUUCGAUUCCAAUUCAUAUUAGGCAAAUUAGGUAAAUGGGACAGUGACAGAAACGAAUGUGUCCUCAAAUAUACUGCAGAUUUGGGGAAAAUCACUUCCGAAUCCUCUGCCGCUGACCGGGAAGAAAUGAAAAAAGUGUGCGAAGUAGUACUUGCGAAAAGCGAAAGCUGUUGGCCGAGUAAUGUCCUGUCGGGGUUCUCGCAUAGGGUAUAUCUCUUGGUGAUCAGCUCGAUAAUAGACCUUGAUGACAAAGUUCUUCUUGAAUGCACAUUACCAACUUGCUUCUCAGGCCCUGAAUAUCAGCCGUUACUAGAUAAAUUGAGAGAGAAAAAGGGACCUCUAUGGAUACUGGCUAGAGCUGAGUCAUAUGUUUCUACGAUCCCAACUCUCGGUGAUCGGUGCAAAGCGAUUAAAAAUCUAUCUCAAUAUCAAGUGGAGACUGAUUGGUCCUCCAAGCAAUAUGAAUUAGCAUUAUUGGCAUGUGCGCAAUCUCUGAGUGUAUCCGAUGUAACACAAUUGAUUCAAAUAGCAAGAGUCUUGUCUGAGAAACAGAUCAUUGAAAUUUUCCUCCCAGCCAUCAAAGCGUGUCUGAAAAAGCAACAAAUGCUGUGCUCAAUCUUGACGCAUAUCUCAAGAAGUCUUUCAUUAAGCGAACGCACACCUCAGCCACUUGAUCUAGUUUUCAAAGAUGUAUUGUCAACUAAUAUUGAUCGAUUGGAUGUAUUGAAUUUCAAAGACUGGCCGGACGACAUUGCCUCAGCAGAAGGCGAGGCUGGUUACCCUGCCAGAUACCAACUAGGUAGAACGUGGCAACAGCGGAAGUACCGGAGCAUAGCCCUCGUUGUUUGUCGGGCUUACCAGAAAGAGAUGUUCCCCGAGCUCGAGCAUCUCUUCAGAGGACUUUGCGACCAAGCUCAAUCUGUGAAAUGGGCUUUUUUUUAACGAUACA
Messenger RNA from Botrytis porri, 2251 nucleotides. RefSeq lists its product as uncharacterized. NCBI's taxonomy places the organism in Eukaryota, Fungi, Ascomycota, Leotiomycetes, Helotiales, Sclerotiniaceae. The transcript is spliced from 8 exons. The record is from RefSeq and is a predicted model, not a curated record. Bases 1 to 2244 code for a protein of 747 amino acids.